AUGCUUUUGGCUGUAGUCACCAUGGCAAACAACUAUAAAUUGGGCUAUCAACUGUUACCCAAUCCAGCACAUUCUCCAACCGACUACACAAAUACAAGCAACAACAAUUUGGUGCUGGAAAAUUUACAUCAAUCCCUUAAUCGCCACAUUGACAAUGUUAAUCCUAUCACCGCCUCCUAUUCUUCAUCGGCUACAACCCUUUCAUCGAAUACCACAAGUGAUGUCUCCGCAGCAUCCGCCGCCACAGCUAAUAAAAAUAUCUGCUCCACCACAGACAGCCAUCAGCAGCACAACAGCUCACAGGAGAAAAAGAAAUGCAUUGAUUUGCAAACAUCCAACAACAACAACAACAAUAACAAUACAAACAGCCUCAACCUAAUGGACCCCACCACCAAUAACAACAGCAACAAUGAUGAGUUGCAUUUGAAUGGCAAUUUACAGAAAACCCAUUGUUGCAUGCCACCCAUAUCGAUAUCAUCAUCUGUGUCUUCCAGCGCUGUAACAGCGUUACAAUCUACAACGGAUCUGGCUAGAGAACAAUGGUAUGUCCAUCAUGCUCACCACACGCCAACACAUCCUCAUCAGCAGUUGGCCGAUGAAUUUGUUAUGUAUGCUCCUGCCUUGCCAUCGAGUAGUUCUGCAUCUUCCAUUGGUAAAUUUGGCAUUGAAAGUACAACAGAAAGUUAUUUAAAUUCAAGAUAUAAUGUAAAUGUCAAAGGAGUGCGUCAUGAAAGAGCAUCAUCUUUUUUCGACAUUCCAGCUGUGACGCAUCCAUACUGUUACAGAUUUCCAUCAUCACCACCUGCAGGGAUUUUAAAGAAAAACGAUGAUGAUUCCAACUUCUGUAAUAAUAACGGUGUUUCGUCUUCCCUACAAUUUGGCCAGCAUUAUCACAAUACGAAAACUGAACAUCCAGACUCAACCACUACACAUUUAACCAAUCAUCAUCCUCAUACUACACAUCCGCAUGUACAUCACCAUCACCACCAUUCACAUCAUCCCCAUGCUCAAAGCACAAAUCUGCAUCAUCAUCAACACGCUCAUUUAAGUCCACAUUCAUCGGCGUUCAAGUUCAGUCAUUCACCUUCGGUCUAUCAUCAUCAAUACAAUGGCCAGACGCCAACGGCAUAUGGUUUAAGAACAACAGCGGAAAUAACAACAUCAUCAUUAGCAUUGGCACCUGUUUCCACUACGGCCGAGGUUGAUAUAAAAUAUGAAAAUCCUUAUAAUUCCGCGAUAUCAUCUACAUAUACACUAAGGCCGGGAAGUGGAGUGGACUCCUCAACAGCGGUGUCGUCAACGGAUACAGAUUUCAAAUUGGAAAGUUUAUAUGCUUCCAAUAAUAAUAUUACGACCAGUCAUACGGUUAGUCAGCGAAGGGGUUCACUGCAAUUGUGGCAAUUUUUGGUGGCUCUGCUGGAUGAGCCGACCACAAAUUCUAGUUGCAUUGCCUGGACUGGUCGUGGCAUGGAAUUCAAACUCAUCGAACCCGAGGAGGUGGCACGGCGUUGGGGCAUACAAAAAAAUCGACCCGCUAUGAAUUACGACAAAUUAUCACGCAGUCUACGUUACUAUUACGAGAAGGGCAUAAUGCAAAAGGUUAAUGGCGAACGUUACGUAUAUCGUUUUGUCUGUGAUCCCGAGGCCCUUUUCAAUAUGGCCUAUGGCCAUUUGGGUAAUUCAGCCACAGCAGCGAAAGGCGAUCAUCAACAGCAUCAUCAUCAGCAGCAACAGCAUCUUCACCAUCAUCAUCAUAAUUUACUAGCUUCACCCACGUCAGCAACCAAAACAAAUGUAGACUCUAGUCUAAUAUCAAGAGAUGCAAUUACCACUUCCUCAUCUCUGGAGGAGGAGGCAAACAGAGAGAGAAGCUCACUCAGCCUCAGCCAUGUGACGGGGGCAAAACAUCAUGAGCAAUUAUUUUAUGGUAAAUUUUAAUUGAGGAAAUAAAACAAACAGAUGUUAAUUGAUUG
This is a messenger RNA of Calliphora vicina (urban bluebottle blowfly), 1973 nucleotides long. RefSeq names its product Ets96B (gene Ets96B). Bases 1 to 1938 code for a protein of 645 amino acids. Gene Ontology annotation, biological process: regulation of transcription by RNA polymerase II; cell differentiation. Gene Ontology annotation, molecular function: DNA-binding transcription factor activity, RNA polymerase II-specific; sequence-specific DNA binding. NCBI's taxonomy places the organism in Eukaryota, Metazoa, Arthropoda, Insecta, Diptera, Calliphoridae. The transcript is spliced from 7 exons. Gene Ontology annotation, cellular component: nucleus. The record is from RefSeq and is a predicted model, not a curated record.